This is a messenger RNA of Closterium sp. Naga37s-1, 4449 nucleotides long. The record is from the annotation of a GenBank genome assembly. Lineage: Eukaryota; Viridiplantae; Streptophyta; Zygnematophyceae; Desmidiales; Closteriaceae.
CGCUGCUUUGGCCGCCUGACGGACGCGUGGCGUCACCAGUUCCCGGAGGCCUCAGAGAUCCCUCGUUGGGGUGACCUGUCCAGGGCGGGUGUUGCCAUCUAUGAUCUUGACUUUGAUGCUAUUCUCUCUGCCAUGUAUGCUGUGUCUAUUAGUGAUGAGGGUGACUGUUACCGGUGUUUCCCGCCCGAUCCGGGUAUUGAGACUGCUGCUCUAGGUCCUGGUGAGGCUGCUGCCCUAGGUGCUUGCGACGCUGCUGCCCUAGGUGCUCGUGUGUCUGCGUCCUCAGGUACUGGUGAGUCUGCGCUCUCAGGUACUACGUCGGCUUCGGCCUCCCUCACCUUCACCCUUGACUCUGGGGCGUCUCGCUCCUUCUUUAGGGACCGCACCACACUCACACCGCUGAGUCGACCGGUUGCAGUGUCUCUGGCUGACCCCUCUGGGGGUCCUGUCCUGUCUCGCUUCUCCACAGUCCUCCCGUGUCCGGCGGCUCCCUCUGGCACCCUGUCUGGUCUCUACCUCCCCUCGUUCUCUACGAACCUGGUGAGUGGUGCUGACCUACAGGAUGCGGGUGUACACCAGUUCACUCCUGCGCGUCAGCGGGUGACGCACUGUACAGAGGCUAGCACAGGCCGACACCUGGCUACGUUUACCCGUCAGCCGGGGUCGAGCCUGUACACACUGACCACUGCGUCUCCUCCCGUUACUGAGUCUGGUGGAGUCGCUUCGUCGGGUCAGGUGUUUGCUGCUGCGUCCAGGUCUGGUCCUGAGUCUGCCCCCUGUGCUUGUCGUCUCCUGUCUCACGAGACUCUUCUCUGGCACCACCGUCUUGGUCACCCCUCUCUGCUUCGGCUCAGAGGCAUGGCCUCCCGUCUUCUAGUGUCUGGUCUCCCCCGGUCCCUCCCUCCCCUUCCUCAGGGCCCUGGCCCUACCUGUGUCCCCUGUGUCGAGGGGCGCCAGCGUGCUGCCCCUCACUCCUCCCAGUUUCCUCCGACAGAGGCCCCGUUGCAGACGCUCCACAUGGACGUGUGGGGCCCAGCCCGCGUCCGUGGGCAGGGUCACGAGCGCUACUUCCUGCUCGUUGUUGACGACUACUCGCGUUACACCGCAGUCUUCCCCUUGCGCGGCAAGGGUGAUGUCACUGAGGUGCUGAUCGACUGGAUCCGCGCAGCUCGUCUCCAGCUCAGGCAGAGCUUUGGCUCCGACUUUCCUGUUCUGCGUCUGCACUCGGACAGAGGUGGAGAGUUCUCCUCUGGCCUUCUGCGAGCCUACUGUCGUGCACGAGGCAUCCGUCAGACCUUCACGCUCCCGGACUCUCCGCAGCAAAAUGGGAUUGCUGAGCGCCGCAUUGGCAUGGUCAUGGACGUCGCUCGUACGUCUAUGAUGCAUGCGGCUGCCCCCCAUUUUCUGUGGCCGUUUGCGGUGAGGUACGCGGCACGUCAGAUCAACCUUCACCCCAGGGUCUCCAGGCCGGAGACCUCCCCAGCCUUGCUGUGGACCGGGAAGGUGGGCGAUGCGUCGGCGUUCCGGGUCUGGGGAUCUCGGGCGUUUGUCCGCGACUUGUCUGCGGACAAACUGUCCCCUCGUGCUGCUCCUUGCGUCUUCCUGGGGUUCCCCCCAGACGCGCCUGGGUGGCAGUUCUACCACCCCACCUCUCGCCGUGUUCUGUCCUCUCAGGACGUCACGUUCGACGAGUCGGGUCCUGCCCCUUCAGGUGUGUCCCAGGUAGACGCAGUCGAGCCUGUCGAGGUCACUGGUGACUCUGGUGCUGCUGGGGGUGCUGAGCCUGGGGGUGCUGGGCCUGGGGGUGCUGGGCCUGGGGGUGCUGAGCCUGGGGGUGCUGAGUCUGGGGGUGCUGAGUCUGGGGGUGCUGAGCCUGGGGGUGCUGAGCCUGGGGGUGCUGAGCCUGGGGGUGCUGAGCCUGGGGGUGCUGAGUGUGGGGGUGCUACGCCUGGGAGUGCUUUGCCUGGGGGUGCUGGACCUGGGAGUGCUGCGCCUGGAGGUCCUCCGCCUCGAGUUUCUACGCGUGCUUUGUCUCGCCGGGAGCCACUCUCUCCACAGGAGCUGCGCGAGUGGUUUGCCCGGCGCUGGAGCCGUGCUGCUGGUGCUGGAGGUUCGUCGGCUACUGAGGGUGCUGCUGUUGCGGGUCCCGGAGGUGCUCGUACUGGGAGUACUGGAGCUGCUGGGCCUGCGGGUUCGACUGGAGCUGGUGCUGCUGAGGGUGUUGGCGCUGAGACUACCACUGGCGGUCCUGCUGGGGGUGCUCCUGGUGUUGCUCGAGGUUCUGGAGCUACUGGAGGUGCUGCUGGAGCGGGUGCUCCUGCUGGGGGUACUGGUGCUGUCCCUGCUGUUUCUGGCGUAGCUACGCGGCCUCGACCGUACUUCGUUCCACUCCUGCACCAGGUUCUUGGUCUUCCGCCCUCUCCUGGUCCUCCUCCUCUCUUGGAGGGUCCACAACCUGUCCCGUCGCGGUCACUGCUACAGCCUACCUCCCCUUUGCCUGCUCCUUCUCCCUACACUGGUCCUACUGGAGGUCUUACUGAGCGUCGUGAGCCUGCGUCUCGCCCUGCGUCGCCUGUCCGUGCUGCUCGCGCUAGUGGUCGUGGUUCGCGUCAGCGUCCUCCUCCUGUCCCUGGCACGCACAGGAUGUCUCUGCGUCCGUCUACUGCUCCUCUGCGUGCCCCUUUGCCUUCUCCUCCUGAGUCCUCUCUUCCUGCUCUUCCCGACCCUGCGUCGGACUCUCUUCGUGCUGCCAGUCCUACUGUCACGCGUCUCCUUGCUACUGUCGUCACUGACCCUUCCUUCGAGUCUACUGCUGCGUCUGCCCUAGUUACUGAGCUCGUCGACUUUGCUGCUCGCUGUCGCCUAGACUACGCUGCUAGUCUUGUCGCUGAGUCUGGGUCUGCCUGUCCUCCGUCAGUCGGGGGUGAGUGUGCCCUUGGCACGGACGUCCUUGAGGACAGGCAGGAGGAGUUCCAGUGUCUGGCAGCUGCUUCACCUCAUCUCGUGUCCGUACUGCUUACCCCUGAGGGAGACCCGGAUGCACUUGACAUCCCGACUCCGCGCUCUUACGCGGAGGCGAUAGAGGGUCCCUACUCCUCUCAGUGGCAGGCAGCUAUGGAUGCAGAGAUGGCUUCCUGGAAGUCCACAGGCACCUACGUUGACGCUGUCCCCCCUCUUGGGGCGAACAUCGUCAGUGGCAUGUGGAUCUUCAGGGUGAAGCGGCCGCCGGGUUCUCCGCCUGUCUUCAAGGCACGUUACGUGGCUCGUGGCUUCAGUCAGCGACAGGGAGUUGACUACUUUCAGACCUUCUCCCCCACCCCGAAGAUGACCACUCUUCGGGCGCCACGUGAGUGGCACGACACACUGAGGACUACGCUUGCGGCUCUUGGGUUUGCUCCUUCUACUGCCGACCCGUCGCUGUUUCUACGCACCGACACCUCUCUGCCGCAGUUCUACAUCCUCGUGUACGUCGACGACUUGGUCUUUGCCACAGCUGACACUGCUGGACUCGCCCACGUGAAGUCCGAGCUGCAGAAGAGACACACGUGCACAGACCUGGGUGAACUGCGCAGCUACCUUGGCUUGCAGAUCACCCGGGACAGAGCACGCCGCACCAUUACCCUGACUCAGUCACACAUGGUGCAGCAGGUCCUUCAGCGCUUCGGCUUCACGUACUCCUCGCCUCAGGCCACUCCUCUGCCUACUCGCCACUCACUCUCAGCUCUGCCUUCGGAUGAGUCCGUAGAGUCGAGUGGCCCGUAUCCAGAGCUUGUUGGCUGCCUCAUGUACCUGAUGACCUGCACACGACCUGACCUUGCAUACCCUCUUAGCAUUCUUGCACGCUAUGUUGCUCCUGGGAGACACCGACCAGAGCACAUGGCUGCAGCGAAGAGGGUGUUGCGAUACUUGUGCAGUACGUCGGGCAUGGGACUAGUGCUUGGAGGGCGGAGUCCAGUGGUCCUCACUGGGCACGCGGACGCUUCUUGGGCUGACGACCAGGCUACGCAGCGGUCGUCGCAGGGUUACACCUUCAGUCUUGGUUCCGGCUCUGUCUCGUGGCGAGCUACUCGCUCGUCCUCUGUUCUCGGCUCCAGUUGUGAGGCUGAGAUCUACGCCGGGGCCAUGGCUGCACAGGAGCUUCGCUGGCUCACCUACCUGCUGACUGACCUUGGAGAGCCGCCUCGUUCUCCUCCAGUGCCGUACGUAGACAACAAGGCCAUGCUGGCCUUGUGUCGAGAGCAGCGCUUGGAGCACAGAACGAAGCACAUUGCUCUCCGUUACUUUCUUGCUCGUGAGCUGCAGCAGCGUGGUCAGUUGCGACUUGCGUACGUGGCCUCUCAGGCCAACACUGCUGAUGUGUUCACCAAGGCACUUGCGCCUUGUGACCAUCAGCGCUUCUGCACUCAGCUGGGUCUUGUACCUGUCUUGCCUCACUUGCUCUCCUCUUGA